AUGUUCCGACCGGUUCAUCCAUGUUCCAUGGAAUUUUCGCACCACAUUUGUUGUUUCGCCGAACGGCGUGCCAUCGUUGGCACCAUGGCGUCGCCGCCAGUGGGCACCACGCCGUUGGCGUCGGCGGGCGCGGUGGUGGAGCGCCUGGCGAGGCUGGAGAGUCACGUGGCGGAGCUGCAGAGGAGCAAGUUGGAGGUGCAGGGUCGCUUGGAGUUUUUGGAACGAGGCCACGGGCGCGCUGCGGGCUCGCCACUGGCGGGGCGUUUGGCGUCCAGCAGUAGCUCUGAAGAGGACUUGGUGGAGGUGCAAAAGAAUGACACCGACCAUCCGGUGGAGAGCAAGGAAGGCUAUGCCUUCGCAGAGAAUUGCUGGGAUGCUGUGAUUUGUUUUGGGCAUCCAAGCAUUGGCCUGGGCUCAUCGCUCGUGCUUCUCUUCCUCUUGAUCUUCACAGUCUUCCUUCAGUUGGUUUUCUGCUACAUGGUCUACACCAGUUUCACAGAGAACCCCUUUGAGAAAAGUUCUGUGACAGCCUUGCGGUAUUGGCGAAUCGAUCAAGCACAUCAGGCGAGUCAAACAUCCAAGAAUUCCCUGACCUCUCUGGCAGCUCGCGCCUGUGACUUCGACAAAUCCCUGGCCACCUCCUUCAGCGAGAAGGAAAUUGCCGAGAACGUCUUUCAGUAUGGUUUCUCCAUGAUGAGUACCGGUUUUGUGAUGUGCUCUUUGGCCUUGGUGGCCUGGUUUUCCACCAUGAUCGCAGAAUUUCAGAAGUUGCUCUCCUUCACCGUUGGAUUGUUUGAGAUCCCGCGUGGGAAAACUGUGUUUCACUUGGAGGAUGGCGAAAUUGUGCUGGUGCGCCUGGCUCGAAAGCGACUCUUCUUUAUCUUGAUGACUGUGUUGCUGCGCGCCGGCGUCUUGUGCAUUCUCCUUUGGUAUGGCACGGUGUACUUGGUCUACACCGAGACGGUUCAAGACCUGCUUUUAAACGCCGUGGCCUUGAAAUUUGUCUUGGAGGUCGCAGAGCUGCUCUUCGACGCCUUUGCGCCUCGACGUUCGCGUUCCUUCAUUGAAAACCUGAGACCUCUGAACUUGGAAAGCAUCGGCCAUUCACACCACGACUGUUUGGUGCCGGUCUUUUUCCUCAUGGUCUUGGUGGCCCUGAUGAUUGUCUCCAUGUACGUGCUGAUGCUGCCAUCCUUGGACGCGCGAAAAUUGACCUGGGAAGGCAUUUGUGGCGGAAACCGCAACUUCGCCACCGCCGUGGAUGGCUUGGGACGCUUGCAUUGGAGCAACACUGAAGAGUAUAAGGAUUUGGAGGAUGGAGAACAUUUGCAGAACUACAUUCAUGAAGCCACUCAUGCCCUCAUCAGUGAUGCGGAAUCCAAUGCCUAUGCUCCGAUGAGCAUCUACGAGCCCUCCUUCCAACGCUUGCGGAAUGUCAUCGGUGAAGAGACCAUCGUCGAAGCCGGCGCGUCACGGCGCUGCGCCGAUGCCGAUGCGGACGAAGGCAAAGACUAUUGGUCCAACAUGGGUCGUGGCAUCCUGCGAAUGGCCACGGAAAAUGACCACAUCGACAGCUGUGCAGAUGUGGCGCCGUACUGUACCAUCGUUGGACUCCGUGGGCUUCGGGCGCGGCAGUGGUGCCCCAGCACCUGCGGCUGCGGUCAGCCCUUCUCUGGGCUCCUGCUGGACAAGGUGCAGAACGGUUGUCCCUCGGAGUGUGUGCAGAAACGUCGCGGCGAAGCGGACCGGAGCGCCACGAAAUGUCAGGACCAGCUGUUGAACCUCACAGCGAUCUACGCCAAAGGCGCACAGGUGCUGUGGCGCCGUGGCGGGGCCGUCACCUUGCGUGCGCUCUUCACGCAGCGUGGCUACAUCUCGGAGUCGCUGACGGCCCUGGCGCAGCGCAUGGAGACGGAGGGCUGCGAUGCGGUGGCGCAUGGAGAUGUGGCAGGCAGAGACUUUUGUGUCGGCAACAGCAUGUUGCUCACAAGGAUGCUUGGACAACAGCAUUCGCCGUUUUCACCAUCGGCCUGA
Messenger RNA from Cladocopium goreaui, 2034 nucleotides. The record is from the annotation of a GenBank genome assembly. NCBI's taxonomy places the organism in Eukaryota, Dinophyceae, Suessiales, Symbiodiniaceae.